Messenger RNA from Rotaria socialis, 921 nucleotides. The record is from the annotation of a GenBank genome assembly. NCBI's taxonomy places the organism in Eukaryota, Metazoa, Rotifera, Eurotatoria, Philodinida, Philodinidae.
AUGUUUUUCUUAUAUUGUCGACUAUGGGCAUUUAGUCCAUUUUAUUAUGAAUCAUCUUAUCCUACUUUGGAUAUUUUUGACUAUUCAUAUCUUUUUGAACCACGUCCAUUAUCCGUUGAUGAAUGUGCAUUAUUCAAAGUUUGGGGAAACAAUCAAUCGCCACCAAAACUUGUUCUCAAUUUUGAUCAAUUUAUCAAAAAUCUCAAGUCUCAAUAUGAAUAUGAUAUCUGGGGAAGUUAUAUAGAUUGGAAUCUAUUUGUUAUUGCUGGUGGUUCAAUCGUUUCAUGUUUACUUGUUCAACCUUUCACCGGAAAUACAUCUGAUAUCGAUUUAUUUUUUCUCAAAGAAAAUCCACGACUGUUCAAAAACGCCGUAAAUGCGUUAGAAACUAGAUUACAAACCAAAUAUUUUGUGCGACGCAAAACCAUUUGGUCAAAUAGAUUAAUUCAAUUUGAUUUAUAUCAAAGAUUUACCAUCAACGACAUUUUCAAUGGCACAAAUUUCUCUCCAUCGAUCGUUCUUCAACUUAUUCGUCCAACUAUGAUUCCUAUCACGAUCUCACGAAUGCUUCAUUCAUUCGAUCUUGAUAUAUGUGGAGCUGCAUUCAAUUCACAAAAAGUAAUUAUCUCAUUUAGUUGUUUGCAAGCAUUAAAUUCUGGUCAUACAACAUGCUAUUGUAUACCAGUUACUCCGUCGCAAUUCAUGAGAAGAGUUCCUCGUUUAUAUAAAUACCAACAACGUGGCUUCAAUAUUCUCUGUCCACAUCAAUUCGAUAUCAAUAAAUUUCUUGCUACACGUAUUGAAGAUUGCAAAGAAUCUCAGCCAGAACGAACAUACCGAUUUCAAAGACGAUUUUUUGGUGAUAACUGUGAUUCAUUUUGCAUACAAAAAAAGUUUUGCGAACAUUACAGAUUAAUUUAA